GCAAAAUAUUGCGGGAAAGAUGAGUGUUGAAAGUGACAUUUACAGUCACGUUAUGUCCGAUCGAUUCAGCUAAAUAAAAAUCUGUUUCAACAUGAGGACUUUAGAAGAGGUUCAAGCUACACUGGAAAUAGCUAAAGUGAAAGAGGAGGACCUGCAGUCCACAGCUUACUGUCUCACUUUUGGAGAUAAUGUAUCGUCCGGUGACUACUGUCUGAUGGAGCUGGAUGAGACACUUUGCAAACACAUUGAAGCAGGCAAAAGUCUUAUCAUCAGAGGCGAUAAAGAUGAGCACGCGGUUCUGUGUAGCGAUGACAAGACGUACGACCUGAAAAUUGCGGACACGUCGAAUCUGCUGCUGUUUGUUCCCGGAUGCAAAACUCCAGAGCAACUAACGUUACCUGACAACUCUACUCAACUCGUGCAUGCACAGAUUUGGGGUUUUUCAAAUUGUUACUGGGAGUUGAGGAGGCACAAACCAAAGUUAAAGAAACUUAAGAAACUUCUUAUGGAGAAUCCAUAUAAUGGUCCACUGGUUGGCGUGCAAGAGGAAGAGCCAGGACAGAAGUACGCGAUAUAUGAACUUCUCGAAAGAAUCCAAGCAAGUAAAGAAGAAAUUGAAGCACACCUCCAGAACAUUCAUGCUUGUGAAAUUGAUGGUUUUUGGAGGCUCCUGGAUUUUGAUUAUGAGAUGAAGCUUCUGAGUCAUGUGACCCAGCUGGCGGACUCCGAGUCUUGGUCUUUCAGCAAAGUUCCUCUCAGUGUCUGUCUGGAAGAGCUGGGACCUCUUGAGCCAAAAGCAAUGAUAGAACAUUGUCUCAACUGUUACGGAAAACGCUACAAUAACGAAGAUGGUCAGGUGAUGUACGCAUUGGACGAGGAUAAAGUAUGCAGGGCCACGGCUCAGCUACUACUGCAAAACGCUGUGAAGUUUAACCUGUCAGAAUUCCAGGAGGUGUGGCAGCAAAGUGUUCCUGAGGGAAUGACCACUAGACUGGAUCAGCUCAGGGGUUUGGCUCUGUUAGAUCAAAGCUCUAAACCCGAGACCAUUUCACUGCUACGUGUUGAAGAUCUACCUGAGGACACACUGGAACGAUUCAACAGUCUCUUCAGCCUGAGACAGAAAUGGACUCAAGAUGAUAUUGAGCCAUAUAUACACGAUCUCUGUGGAGAAAAGCAGACCACUGGAGCACUCCUGACCAAACACGCCCGCUCGUCCAUGCUAAAUGGGAAAAAGGUCUAUAAUUCAAGAAGACCAGUAGCAACUUGACUUUAAAAUAUAAUUUUGUAAAAGCAUUGAAUGUUUUGAAUGUACAAUUUAUAAACACUUUAAAUGUUACUGUUAUGCUUUGUGUGUGUUGUUACGUGUACAUGCCUGCACAAAAUUGGUUGUACUGAAGAGUGUGCUUCAACAAUUGAUACUUAAAAAUGCCAACUAGAACUAGGAAAACCUGCAAAUAAAAGGGAAUUCUGAACCCGAGAACUUUUUCCCCCAUUGUUUGUAUUUCUAUACUAUGGAGGACGAGAAAUGACUUGAGUAUAAAUACAUAAAUGAAUAUAUUAAUACAUGCAUAAAUAAAUAAACACAUGCGUAAAUGCAGGAAUAAAUAAAUAAAUGCAUGCAUAAGUAGAUAAAUACACAUGCAUGCAUGUAUAAAUAAUUAAAUCAAUAAAUGUGUAAAUAAAUA
Triplophysa rosa is the source of this 1685-nucleotide messenger RNA. It is a transcript of the gene dscc1, whose product is annotated as DNA replication and sister chromatid cohesion 1. Gene Ontology annotation, biological process: maintenance of mitotic sister chromatid cohesion; mitotic sister chromatid cohesion. The transcript has 9 exons. The record is from RefSeq and is a predicted model, not a curated record. Lineage: Eukaryota; Metazoa; Chordata; Actinopteri; Cypriniformes; Nemacheilidae. Gene Ontology annotation, cellular component: chromatin; chromosome, centromeric region; nucleus. The coding region runs from base 92 to 1267 and encodes 391 amino acids.